UAUAAUUGAUUCGUGAAAUAAUGGAGAAACUGGAGAAGCCGCAAAUAAUUUGCCAUAUAGAGAAAUCCGUGAAUUACUCAUUAUUCGAUACGAAAUGGAUUCCGUGCAGCGCGAAAUUCGUGGUUAUGGGCUCGCGACCGCGCGGUAGCGGGAUAAUACAAAUUUACGAGGUGUCCAGCGGUGAACUGAAACUUGUUAAAGAUAUCGAGAGAUCACAGCCGAUAAAAUGUGGAACUUUCAAAGCGUCCAGCUUGAAAGACAGAUAUUUAGCGACUGGCGAUUUCCAGGGCAGAUUGAACGUCUAUAAUCUUGAAGAUCCUUCAAUACCAAUUUAUACAGCCAAUGCUCACAGUGAGAUCAUAAAUUGUAUUGACGGUGUGGCUGGGCAAAGCAUUGGAUGUGGAGCACCUGAAUUGGUGACAGGUUCCAGAGAUGGAAGCGUCAAAGUUUGGGAUCCUAGGCAAAAAGGCAAACCAGUUGCUGUGAUGGAACCUAAAGAAGGUGAAACCCGCAGAGAUUGCUGGACAGUCACAUUCGGUAAUUCAUACAAUUCUGAAGAAAGAAUCGUGGCCGCUGGUUAUGAUAACGGGGACGUGAAGAUGUUCGAUUUGAAAGCAAUGUCUGUUCUAUGGGAAAGCAAUUUAAAGAAUGGCGUUUGCAGCGUGGAGUUUGACAGAAAGGACAUUCCUAUGAAUAAGCUAGUGGCUACUACUUUAGAGUCAAAGUUUUACUUGUUUGAUUUAAAGACACAGCAUCCUAAGAAAGGAUUUGCUUACUUGACCGAGAAAGCACAUGAUUCAACGAUAUGGUUGGUCAGACAUUUACCGCAAAAUCGUGAAAUAUUUAUGACUUGCGGCGGAGGAGGAAGUCUCUGUCUUUGGAAAUAUAAUUAUCCGGAGAAACGGAAAAUGCCAGAUACGGAUGGUGUCGAUCAAGGAGUCAUAGGUGACUUGACUCUUUUACAAAACAGUACACUUUCAUCACAGCCAGUCAGCUCCCUGGAUUGGAGUCCCGAUAAACAAGGCCUGGCUGUCUGCACCGCAUUUGAUCAAUGUUUAAGGGUGAUCAUCACUACGAAACUUAAUACUUAUUAAAGUGAACCAUCCUUUUUAAGUUCCGCAUAUAUGUAAAUAACUAUUGAUUUUCUUAAUUUGUAUAAAUAAAUAAUAAUCGAUAAAAAGCG
This is a messenger RNA of Ceratina calcarata, 1183 nucleotides long. RefSeq names its product dynein axonemal assembly factor 10 (gene Wdr92). The record is from RefSeq and is a predicted model, not a curated record. The transcript is spliced from 4 exons. The coding region runs from base 21 to 1094 and encodes 357 amino acids. Lineage: Eukaryota; Metazoa; Arthropoda; Insecta; Hymenoptera; Apidae. Gene Ontology annotation, molecular function: protein binding.